AUGAACAAUAGUGGGAUCAUUCAAAUUGAAUUUUAGAAUGGAAUUUAUUAAGGAUAAACUGUAUAAAAUAAAUGCAAAUAAGGAAUGGGUGUUUAUAUAUGGGAAGAUGGAUGUGCAUAUUAUGGUGAAUGGAAAUCGGAUGAAAUAGAUGGUUAAGGAAUAUUCUUCAUACCUCCAAAGACUCAGAUAAUGGGUCAUUUUAAAAAAACUUAAAUAAAUGGCAAUUGUAUUCUUUCAACAUGUUAAGGAACCUAUUAUGGUUAAUGGAAUAAAGGAUAACCAGUUGAAUUUAUAACAGCAAAAUUAUAAAAUUUAGAAAUGAAUAUAUAUUUUUAAAAUGGUAAACCAAUUACACAUGAAAGGAAAUAUACAUCAAAGUUCGAGAUACCAAUAUUGAAAAACAAAAUUAAUGAUGUCAAAGCAAUUUAAUAACUAGAACUUAAAAAUGGUAGUUUUUAUGGUAUAACUUCUAAAAACCAACUCAAUUAAAUGAUACCUAAUGGGUUAGGUAUAUUCAAAUCUUCUGAUGGAGUGUUCUGUAGUGGAUAAUUCAAAGAUGGAUUUUUAAAUGGAGUUGGUAGAUUGUAUAAUCAAACUGGGGAUGUAUAUACAGGUUAAUUCGAGCAUGGCGAAUAUCAUGGUAGAGGAAUAUACUUAUCAAAAAAAGAUGGUUUGUAGUGGACUAAAGGGAUUUGGAGAUUAGGAGACUUAAUCGAAGUUCAUUAAAAUGGUAUUCUGAAGAACUUUUCAUCAUCAAAAGAAAUAAUGUUCCCUUAUAGCGAUCAUAAGAAUCAUAUUUAAGUACAGCAACCUAUAAAUAUCAACGAGAUCAAGUAUUUUGAAGAAUAAAUACUAUCUUAUAUUUAGAAAUCCGUCUAUUCUUCUACCAAUACUUCUCCAGAUGUAGGUAAAAAUCAAACAAAAAUAACAAGAAACUAUUUUUCUAAUUCUCCUAAGACAUCUUAUGAAAAAAUAUCUGAAAUUCUCUUUGGAACAAAACUUGAGGGAGAAAAGCAGCAUGCAUUAAAGCUCAAAUAAAUUCAAUAAUAAAAGAAUAAUCAAUUAAUAUAGUAUUAUAAAGAUUAAUGUUAAUAAAUAGAAGAUACUUCUAAAAUAUAACAUUUUACAACUUAGUCUAAUGAGCCUAAAAUUUCUCAUAUUAAAAUGAAAACUCAUUUUAUUGAAACUUCAAAUAUGAGAGAAGAGAUAAAAAGAUAAUUAAACAGUAAUUUUAACUACCCAAAUAAAAAUUAAGAAAUAAAAUACUUAUAAAUCUUAUAAUAAGAGUAAAAUGCUGAAUCAUAGAUCAAAGUAUCAACAAAUUUAAAGAGUGAAAGAAAUAAUAGACUUAAAACAUAACUAUAAUUAAAAUCAUAAUUAUAAGAUAAUAACAAUAAAAUUAAAUAAAAUGUAAACAUUAAGGAACCUUUGCUAGUUUUUAAGAAACAGAAAACUCAAGAUUCUCCAAGAAUACCUCAAAAUUAAUUAGUUUCUAAGACAGAGAGAAAUAACAGCAAUUAAUAAUAAUCUGCUGAAGCAAAAAUCGGAUUAAAAAAGCAAAAAUGCCAAAAUUUAUCAAAAAACCAAUAUUUAGAUAAUUUAAUUUCUAUUAAAGAUGAUAAUUUGGAAAACGACAAGUUUACUUUUAGAGAAAAAUAAAUUAAAGAAUAGGGUUCCAUUUAACGCUAAAAGUCCUAAAAGAAUAAAUAAAAUUACCCAUAAAAUCAAUCUUCUAAAACUCGUAAAGACCCUAAGAUAGUCUAAAAUUAAAUAACAAUUCCAUAAGUCUAAUAAAAAUAAAGUAUAGAGACGGAGAGUUCUUCAAGAAGAAAAUAAGAUAUAGAUUAAACAAAAAAGUUAAGCUUUAGCCAAUAAGAUUUUGCAAAUAAUUUUGAUCCGAUUAAGAGUACCGAAAUUAAAUAAAGCCAAUAAAGUAAUAUUGAAAAAGAUUUAAAACCUAUUGUUUACGAAAAACAUGAAGAUUAAAAUUAAAUAACUUUAAUAUAAAAACAAUAGCUAUAUUUGGAAUAGAUAAUUGAUCAAUAAAAAUAAUAAUUGGAGAAUCUUAAGAAAGAAUAAUAAUUACUAGAUAAUGAAUAUUAAAACUUUGAUAUUAAAUCAAAAUUUAUUACUAUAACUAAUGGAUCAAUAGAUUCAUUUGAUAGUAAUCCUCAAUAUUCUGAAAGUUUUAAUCAAGACUUCAUUAAAUCAGUUAAGGACAUAAUGAGAUUCGAACUAAAGAGGAAAUAAGGGGAUUCUAUUAAGGACUCUCCUCAUUUUGAAUAGUCUAAAAUAACAAAUAAUUAACAAUCCUUAUUUUCAAAUGAUAUUUAGAGUUUUGAAAAUGUGAAUUAUCAUGAUAAAACUCCUAACACUAUUAAAAUUUAGAAUGAAGAUAAUAUAUAAUAAAAAGUCGAAUUGCCUUAAAGUAAAAAGGAAAUUGUUUCCUAAAGAGAUUUGGAUGACCUAUUAUUUGAUAAUUCUCAAAUUAAAUAAUCUAGAUUAGCUAGGAGAACUAAAAGUUCUAAAUACUCUACAGUAAAGAACCAAUAAGAAAUUUAAAAAAUUUAAAAUAACUAAUCUUUAUAAAAUCAUUCCUUUCACUAAUCUUAGGAGUAACUUUCUAAAAAUUUUGAAAAUGAUUACAUGGAUUUCAAUAAAUAAGGGAUGCACUAAAAUCUUAAUUAGGAUCAGAUAAAGAAAUAAAAUUAAGAGAUUUUAAUCUAAGAAAAUUCAAUCAAUUAAAGUUAAAGUAUUCACAAAAAAUCGAUAUCUUUAAUCCAAUUAUAAGAUAUAUAAAACGUGGAAUUUUAAAAUCAAGUUAUAAAAUAAUAACAACAUGACUAUAAUAAAAAAAAGAAUAUAACAAAGGAAUCCGAAAAAUAAUAAUCAAUAAAUAGUUUAAAAUAAAUAGCCUCUCUUUCAUAGCAUUCGUCGUGUAUUCAAAAUAAUUAGUAGAAUAAGUAGAUUUAGUUUUAGAUGCCUUAAAAGAGUCAAAAUGUUUAGGUUUCUAAUUCACAAGAAGGGAAAAAUACUUAAUAAGAUAUAGAUGAUAUUAAAAUAUAAUUAGAAGCCUAACAAUAAAUUCUUGCUUCCUUAUAAAAUUAAAUAUUGCAGUCAUAGCCUAUUAAAUUUACGGAAAGUAAGGUUCAAAAUGCAAUAAGUCAUGCAAAAUCUAAAAGUGAAUUACCUAACUUCCUUCCUGAUCCUCGAAAUAGCCCUAUAAAAAAGGUAAUUAUAACCAAGGGAUAGUUCCCUGCCUUUUCAAUCAUCAAACCAAUAACUCCAAUAAGAUUUUGA
This is a messenger RNA of Paramecium tetraurelia, 3300 nucleotides long. RefSeq lists its product as uncharacterized. The transcript has 2 exons. Lineage: Eukaryota; Ciliophora; Oligohymenophorea; Peniculida; Parameciidae. The record is from RefSeq and is a predicted model, not a curated record.